Molecule: messenger RNA, 1612 nt
Organism: Peromyscus maniculatus bairdii (prairie deer mouse)
Lineage: Eukaryota; Metazoa; Chordata; Mammalia; Rodentia; Cricetidae
Gene: Lrp2bp
Product: LRP2 binding protein
Molecular function (GO): protein binding
Source: RefSeq, a predicted model, not a curated record
GAAUGUCAAAGAGCAGAAAAAAAAGAAAGAAUAAAAAGCAUAGCAACAACAGAGUUUGCUGUCCUCACCCCCCUCAGCCUAGGCCAACCUGGACUCCUUCAUCCCAAAUGAGGUGGCCCCUACCUUUUAUAUGAAGGCUCUGAUUCACCAUACAGUGGUGAUCCAUCUGGUAACAUGGCAAUCCAACACAGACCGGAAGAGAAAACUGAGCAGCACAGCUAAAAUACAGUGUAUUCCCAGGAUCCACGCUGUGGAGACAGGAUGAAACUCACCAGUGAAAAGUUGCCCAAAAACCCUUUCUCUCUCUCUCAAUAUGCUGCUAAAAAACAGAAAUUCUUCCAAUGGAAGAAGGAAAAGCCUGAUUAUUACCGCCAUGCUAAUUUGGUGGAUACAGCAUUGCAGUUCCUAAAAGAAAGAAUAAAAAGAGGGGAUGCUAUGGCGUAUUUUCUAAGAGGUCAACUCUAUUUUGAAGAGGGCUGGUAUGAAGAAGCCUUGGCACAGUUUGAAGAAAUCCAGGAGAAUGAUCAUCAAGCAAUUUAUCAGCUAGGAGUGAUGUAUUAUGAUGGGUUGGGGACCACCCCAAAUGCUGAAAAAGGAGUGAAAUAUAUGAAGAAAAUUCUUGAUUCUACAUGCCCCCAAACACUACACUUAAAAUUCGCCGCUGCUUACAACCUUGGAAGAGCUUAUUUUGAAGGGAAAGGUGUGAAGCGAUCAGACGAGGAAGCGGAGAGACUGUGGCUGUUUGCUGCAGACAACGGGAACCCAAAAGCCAGCGUGAAAGCACAAAGUAUUCUAGGACUGUAUUAUUCGAUGAAGGAGCCCAAACAGUUAGAAAAGGCAUUUUUCUGGCAUUCGGAAGCUUGUGGCAAUGGAAAUUUGGAGUCCCAGGGUGCACUUGGCCUCAUGUACUUUUAUGGGCAGGGGAUCCGCCAGGACACCGAGGCUGCCCUGCACUGCUUACGGGAAGCAGCCGAACGAGGGAACGUUUACGCCCAGGGCACUCUGGUGGAGUACUACUACAAGAUGAAGUUCUUUACCAAGUGUGUUGUCUUCUCCAAAAGGAUAGCGGACUACGACGAGGUACACGACAUCCCCAUGAUAGCCCACAUCACGGACUGCCUCCCCGAGUUUAUCAGCAAAGGCAUGGCCAUGGCGUCGUUCUACUAUGCUCGGUGUCUCCAGCUUGGCUUGGGUGUUAAGAAAGACGAAGCGGCUGCCAAACACUACUAUUCCAAAGCUUGCCAGCUGAACCCCACAUUGGCAGAUGAGCUUCACGCCUUACUAAUUCGCCAAAGAAUUUAGACCACAAUGCAUUUCAACGAAGCCCAUCAAUCCUCACCUGAAACAGUGUGUGUGUGCUCACAGCAGCUCCAUCUGUUAUUUCCUGCGUCCCUGUUAUAUUAUCUGGGGUGUUUUACAGAAACAUUUCCUUCAUCCUUGUAUUUGUAUUCUGUAAUUUGCACCAACUAAACUUUAGACACCAAUCCAGUCGCUGGGAAGAGUCCUCAGAGACCCACCUCUUAGCCGGUACAGUGGCCUGGACUGCAAUGAGUUUGAAAGCAUGCCAAAACCAAGUACCCCUUUGCCUUAUUAAACGCAGUGUCUGAAAUGA